AUGGACAAGUCUUGUAUGCGUUGUACUGACAGAUCGAGCGACGUUUACUUAAAAGGAGUUGAGAGUUUUCUUCAAUUUGCAUUUAAGCAAUCAGAACUAGAGGAUGAAAUUCCUUGUCCUUGUAAGAAAUGCAAUAACGUUUUCCACAAGUCUAGAGAUGAGGUCAAAGAGCAUCUAAUAAUUUUUGGGAUGGUUCAAGGAUACACACGUUGGCUUUAUCAUGGAGAAUUUGCACCUAAAAAGCAAAAUGUUAAUCAAGAGGAAAAAGGAAAGAAACCAGGUGUUCCUUCUCAAAAGAAAAGAAAAGAGCGAGGUGAUGAUAUGUUUGAAAUGAUAUAUGAUGUUGUUGGUCCUGAAAUCACAAAUGAUUCUAGUGGGGUUAAGUAUAAACAUGGUGAUGCUUCAGAAUCUACUUCCACAUUUUCCAAAUUAUUGGAGGAUGCUGCACAACAACUUUAUCCUGGUUGUGAGACAUUCUCCAAGUUAUCACUAAUUGUGGAACUUUUCCAAAUCAAGUGUCUUUAUGGGUUGAGUGGUAAAGCAGUUGAUAGCAUACUAAAGUUAUUUAAACGAGCACUUCCUUCUGGUGAAACUUUACCAGAGUCAUUUUAUGAAGCAAAACAAGUGAUUAAAAAUUUAGGUCUUCAUUAUGAAAAGAUACAUGCUUGUGAGAAUGAUUGUAUGUUAUUUUGGAAACAUAAUGCGAAAGCUGAAUCCUGCUUGAUUUGUGGGGAGUCUAGGUGGAAAUCAGUUGAAGGUCAAAAAACUAAUGGGGAAACUCAAGGAAAAAUUGGGAAAAAAGUUCCUCGAAAAGUGUUACGUUACUUUCCCUUGAAACCAAGAUUGCAAAGGUUAUUUACAUCACUAGAAAUAGCUUCAGACAUGACAUGA
Molecule: messenger RNA, 891 nt
Organism: Solanum stenotomum
Lineage: Eukaryota; Viridiplantae; Streptophyta; Magnoliopsida; Solanales; Solanaceae
Exons: 1
Coding region: 1-891 (296 amino acids)
Source: RefSeq, a predicted model, not a curated record